Messenger RNA from Vollenhovia emeryi, 496 nucleotides. RefSeq lists its product as uncharacterized. The transcript has a single exon. The record is from RefSeq and is a predicted model, not a curated record. The annotation marks the transcript as partial. NCBI's taxonomy places the organism in Eukaryota, Metazoa, Arthropoda, Insecta, Hymenoptera, Formicidae.
GCUCGCGGAGCCGAACAGGCCCGGAAGAAGAACAGUGGAAGCCAUCCUUCCGAGGCUGGACGGAUGGUUGGAUCGGGUAGGAGCUAGGGCGUCCUUUAGAACGACACAGGUGCUCUCCGGACAUGGAUGUUUCGGGGAGUACCUGUGUCGUAUAGGACGAGACGAAGACGCGAGAUGUCGGCAUUGUGAGGCGGACAGGGACUCGGCGCAACACACUCUUGAGGAGUGCCCAGCCUGGGAGGUGAAGCGCCGAGUCCUGUCUGAUGCAAUUGGGGACGACUUAUCACUGGGGGCUGUCAAGGCCCUGGUGAAUGAGGAGGGAGCGUGGGCGGCUUUCUCGGAAUUUUGUGAGAAAAUAAUUUCACAGAAGGAAGAGGCAGAGAGAGAGCGAAGAGGCGAGGUAGACCCUCCGACACAGCAGGAUGGAGGCGGUGGCGCUCCGCCAAGGAGAUAUAGGAGAGGCGGGCGUCGGCGUUUAGCACAUUUGAGGGACUAA